Molecule: messenger RNA, 4948 nt
Organism: Phyllopteryx taeniolatus (common seadragon)
Lineage: Eukaryota; Metazoa; Chordata; Actinopteri; Syngnathiformes; Syngnathidae
Gene: klc1a
Product: kinesin light chain 1a
Exons: 15
Coding region: 425-2371 (648 amino acids)
Biological process (GO): axo-dendritic transport
Cellular component (GO): membrane-bounded organelle; kinesin complex; cytoplasm
Molecular function (GO): kinesin binding
Source: RefSeq, a predicted model, not a curated record
GACGCCAUUGCCCGGGAGCCGUGGGAGGAGGCGCCAUUUCACGCCCCUCAGCAGCAGCACCGAGUCGGUCAGUGACAGCCAGUCAGUCAUCGGAGCGGCGGGCUGUCACCUCAUCGUCGGUGGGCCGCGCAUCGACUCGCUUCAGCCGGCCUCGUCGCGUUUCCCUUCCCGCUUCUAAAGCGAUGGACAGGCCUCUCCUGUCACGAGCGGCUCCGUCUAAAGCCUGGGCAGUGUUUGACAGCUAAUGCUAUGUGAGCUAGUCUUUUGGGGAAACGGAUCCCGUCCCUGACGCUGGGGGUGAGAGACUUAAAAAAACAAAAACAAAAUCAGCUCCUACCGCCGCCUGAUCGCGCUCCCGUCAUCCAUCUGCUUUGAAUCGAGGACCCAAUUUAGCUCCAUUGGCAACGGAUGUCCUAGAGAACGGAUGCGUGAGGACAUGUCCGGCGUGGUGUGCGUGAAGGCGGAGGAGGAGCCCGGCGAGAAGCUGUCCCAGGAUGAGAUCAUCUCGCGCACCAAGCAGGUGAUCCAGGGCCUGGACGCCCUGAAGCAGGAGCACCGCUCCAUCCUGGACGGCCUGCUGGGCACGCUGCGCUGCCUCAAGCGGGAUGAGGAGGGCGUGCUGGCGGAGGAGAAGUCGCGCAUGAUCCGAAAGUCCCUGGAGAUGCUGGAGCUGGGGCUGAGCGAGGCCCAGGUCAUGAUGGCCCUGUCCGGCCACCUGAGCUCGGUGGAGUCGGAGAAGCAGAAGCUGCGGGCCCAGGUGCGCCGCCUGUGUCAGGAGAACCAGUGGCUGCGGGACGAGCUGGCCGGCACCCAGCAGAAGCUGCAGAAGAGCGAGCAGAGCGUGGCGCAGCUGGAGGAGGAGAAGAAGCACCUGGAGUUCAUGAACCAGCUCAAGAAGUACGACGAGGACCUCUCCCCCUCGGAGGAGAAGGACUCGGAGUCCAGCAAGGAGACUCUGGAUGAUCUCUUCCCUGAUGAUCAUGACGACCAAGCGCAAGGCAUCCGGCCGGCCCACGGCGGUGCGGCGGCGGCGGCCGCUCGGCAGGGCGGCUACGAGAUCCCGGCCCGCCUGCGGACCCUCCACAACUUGGUGAUCCAGUACGCCUCGCAGGGCCGCUACGAGGUGGCCGUGCCGCUCUGCAAGCAGGCCCUGGAGGACCUGGAGAAGACGUCGGGCCACGACCACCCCGACGUGGCCACCAUGCUCAACAUCUUGGCCCUCGUCUACAGGGAUCAGAACAAGUACAAGGAGGCGGCCAACCUGCUGAAUGACGCUCUGGCCAUCAGGGAGAAGACGCUGGGCCGGGACCACCCUGCUGUGGCCGCCACGCUCAACAACCUGGCGGUGCUGUACGGCAAGAGGGGCAAGUACAAAGAGGCGGAACCGCUGUGCAAGAGAGCGCUGGAGAUAAGAGAGAAGGUGCUGGGCAAGGACCACCCGGACGUGGCCAAGCAGCUCAACAACCUGGCCCUGCUGUGUCAGAACCAGGGCAAGUACGAGGAGGUGGAGUACUACUACAUGCGAGCGCUGGAGAUCUACCAGACCAAACUGGGGCCAGACGACCCUAACGUGGCCAAAACCAAAAACAACCUGGCCUCCUGUUACCUCAAGCAAGGCAAGUUCAAGCAGGCGGAGACGCUCUACAAAGAAAUCCUCACACGAGCCCACGAGAGGGAGUUUGGCUCUGUUGACGGCGAGAACAAACCCAUUUGGAUGCACGCCGAGGAGAGGGAGGAACAAAGUAAGGGCAAGCAGAAGGACGGCUCACCUUUCGGAGAGUACGGAGGCUGGUAUAAAGCUUGUAAAGUCGCCAGCCCCACCGUCACCACCACGCUGAAGAAUCUGGGCGCGCUCUACAAGCGGCAGGGCAAGUUCGAGGCGGCCGAGACCCUGGAGGAGGCCGCCGUGCGUUCCAGGAAGCAGGGUCUGGACACGGCGCACAAGCAGCGCCUGGCCGACGUGCUGGGCGAGCCGGAGGCCCGCGAGAAGCAGCGCAGCCGCGAGAGCUUGACCUCAGACACGGUCAAGUACGAGAGCGGGCCCGACGGCGGCGAGGAAGUGAGUAUGAGCGUGGAGUGGAACGGGGACGGCUCCGGCGCUCUGAAGCGUAGCGGCUCCUUCGGAAAACUGCGAGCGUCGCUUCGUCGCAGCAGCGAGAAGUUGGUGCGCAAGCUCAAAGGCGGCGGAAGCGGCGGCGAGCCCAAAAACGCCGGCUUGAAGCGGGCCAGCUCACUCGGGGUUCUCAACGUGGCCCAGGAGGCGGCGCUCGGUCCGCGCGACUACCAAUUUGGGGGCAUCAUCCAGGAACGAAAUUCUCGUCUGAAGAAGAGCCGCGACCUGAGCGCCAGCCACACCGACCUGGCGCGUUGACGGGCACGACGACGACGACGACACAGACGUACCGCUCCUCGUCCUUGUAAAUACCGUACGUCUUUCCCGCUCCGAUUGGAUUGGACGUGAGCCGACGCGCCCGCUGUCCGAGUCUCCAAAACGUCUCGCGGUCUUGGAACUCACGCUCGAUGUCGUAGUAGUCCGGGCACGCCUUAGGAUGAAAAACGUUCGGUUGUUUUUGAAGUACCGCGUUCAAUUGCAGUUGUUGAAACUUUCUGUGAACGACAAUUGUCGGCCGGCGGCCGCACGAAGACGACGGACGCGCUCGUUCUCGACUCCAACUCUCACGCACUGACAUGUUUGUUAACUUACAGGAGAAAAGUGAUUUUUUUUUUUUGUUUGUUUUGGGUUUUUUCAACCCGGGAAAUAGGUGUAAUAUACGAGAGAAAAGCUUUACAUUUACAGCAUGGAAAAAGUCGUCAUUUGAAGACUCCAAAUUGCAACAGCCAGCAUAAAACAAAAAGUCGCUUCGAGAAUUUGUCAUUUGUGUAUUACAUGAAUACAAAUCAUACUCAUGACAGAAAAGUUAAGAUUUCAUAAGGAAAAGUCGGAGUUGUAUUUUAAAAAAAGAAAGGAAAAAAAACUUUUCUAUCAUUUUCUGGAGAAAGUUUGUAUUUCAUGUGAAAAGAAGUCAUAAUUUUACAACUCCAAAUUUCAACCACCACCAUUAAAACGGUCAAACUAUUACAAGGAAAAUGUAUUUUACAUGAAAAAGUCUGAAUUUUACAGGACAAAAAGGACACAUGACAACAAAUUGGAAUUUCACAAGAAAAAAGUUUUCAAUUCCCCCAAAAAGUAUACUUAUGCGAGCAAAAAUGUUUGAAUUUGACGUCAAAAGUUGUGAUAUUUCAACUCCCAAAUUACAAAUGUGCACAGCGCAUGAAAAAUGUUGGCGUAUUACAUAUUUGAUGAAAGAUUGUGGACAUACUUGUGGGUAGAGUUCGCACUCAGCGGCGGUGUGAACGUGGGUGCCGUCACGUGCUCGUCCGCGUCUGCUGGCGCUUCGGGGCCGGCGGGCGGGCGCAACCCCGCCUUUCGCCCCGAGUCAGCUGGGAUGGCGACCAGUCACCGCGGAUGCUUGCUUGCUUACAUCACAACCAAGUUUUUGCCCCAAAAAAGGUCAUUUCGUGACUCAAAAUUACAAAAAAGUUGGAAUAUUACAAAAGUUCAGAUUUUAGCAGAAGAAACAUCUUAUUUUGUCAGAAAAAUGUUGUCAUUUUAAAAAUGAAAACUUUGAAUUUUAUGAUAAAAAAGUUGUCAUUUUGCAUGAAAAAAAGCCCAACACACUUUUACGAACAAAAUUGUGCAUAAAUCUAUGAUAAAAAUUGAAUUUGGGGAUAGAAAAGAAUCUGCCGAUUUAGUUGUCCAGCGCGCUUGUCAAGAUUUGACAAGCUUUUGACGAUAAAAAAAAAAAAGAACAACUUGAUUUCAAACCCGUUUACAUUUGGACUUUUUACGAAUGACGAUUGUCGGCUGACUAGAAUGAAGAAGACGAAGACCGCUGACUCGUUACUUUCCGGGAGAAACGUUACCGCGCCACAAAUCAACUUUGUGUUAUUCUGAGGAUGAUUAACGGAAUGGCUGUUUGUUCUUUCGAUUGUGAUGACCCAAAGGCCUUUUUAAGGGCCGCAACAUUCCCGAACACGCAACAAUCAUUUUAGGAGGGAAAUGUCAUCAUUUGACGUUAAAAAGUUGGAAGAUAAAAAAUUUUUUUUUUAAAGUCUGAAUUUCUAUAAUUAGACUGAAUUUCUAUAAUUAGACUAGAAAACGUUGUCUGUUGUAAUUUUACACACACAAAUGUUUUUAAAGGAAACAAUCAUAAUUUAUGAGAAUUGUUUUUAAAUUUUAUGUGACAUAUGCUCACACAUUUUUACUUCGUACAAAUGUGUUAUAUGAUCAAGUUUACAUUUUGGAGGACAAGUACAAAUUUUACAAGAAAAACAUUUUAUGACGAAAAAAGUUUGUUGAUACAUAAAAGCUUUCAUUUUACAUGAUAAAAACUGUCAUUUUAAGUGUAAAAAUUCUGAACAAAGAUUACAAGUCGAAGAUGAAUUCAACCUCAUCAACACGUGUCCAAAAGGCCAACGUAAUGCUUUUAUUAAUAUUUCUCUUGUUUUCCUAAUAGAGAUGUGCAAUAACCCUCAUUUUAUUUGUUUGUAUUAUUUUCAAAAACAAUGUAUAUGCCGUCUGUCAUUCCUAACACUUGCUGUCCUUUCCAAGAUUUGAUAUUAUUAUAGUUAUUAUACCUCAUGUAUUGUAAUAUAUAUAUAUAUAUAUAUAUAUAUAUAUAUAGCUAGAUCUCAAAUCUUCAAGUGACUGUUGAUCGGUCUUAUUGGCAUCGACGCGCUGACAAACAGCUGCCGCACAGUGAUGACGUCAUUUCCGCCGUGAAUGUAUUGAAAACGACGGGAAUUCCAUUCAUGUAAAUGAAGUUUGAAUUUCAUAGAACUGCUAAAAGGUUCGCAAGUGGCAAAACUAAGACGUUUUGUGCAAAUUGCGAAUGACACGAUUUAGUCACGUGAGUGAAGAAUAAAGUUGUGGUGUUGUUGAAGUGUA